Molecule: messenger RNA, 294 nt
Organism: Phialemonium atrogriseum
Lineage: Eukaryota; Fungi; Ascomycota; Sordariomycetes; Cephalothecales; Cephalothecaceae
Exons: 2
Coding region: 1-294 (97 amino acids)
Source: RefSeq, a predicted model, not a curated record
AUGAAGCUUUCACUCACGCUCAUCGCCUUCUGGCUCGCCAUGGCCCUUGGCCAAACGACGACGGUAUGCACUGCAGACCUCGCAAGCACUGACGACUGUGCCGACGUCAUCAACCCCAUCGCCUGCUACAACCAAUUCGGGUUUUCGGGCACGCGGACGCUGGCGUGUAUCGACGGGAAGAACGAUGCCGAAAGGUCUAGGAAGGCACGACGUGCGUGCCAUUGCUGCAGCUGUGUGGGCACCCGAAUGUGCACCUGGGUCACUCAGAAUAACAUCUGUAACGGGGUUAGUUAG